Messenger RNA from Xenopus laevis (African clawed frog), 11831 nucleotides. It is a transcript of the gene lyst.L, whose product is annotated as lysosomal-trafficking regulator. The record is from RefSeq and is a predicted model, not a curated record. NCBI's taxonomy places the organism in Eukaryota, Metazoa, Chordata, Amphibia, Anura, Pipidae. The coding region runs from base 167 to 11554 and encodes 3795 amino acids. The transcript has 53 exons.
CGUCACAUCACGCCCCCGCCCACAUUUGGUCACAUGGUUGUGACGUCAAGGCCUUUUGGAAGCUCCGUUCUAUAUUCUACCAUAGAGCCUUGUCAGGUUUGCAGUAGUAGCAGAUAUGGCAAUAGAUCUCCUCAUGAAUUAGUUCCUGUCAUCGAAACACUGCAUCAUGGGUAGUCCCUGUAACAGCUUAGCUCGAGAAUUCUUAACUGAUGUCAACCAACUCUGUAAUGCUGGGGUGCAAGGAGCAGAGUCAAGGGAUGAAGAAGAAGAAGAAAACCAUAUGGCUGUCCUUGGAGAAUACCUCAUAAAUGGACGUGGGUUAUGGCUACUUCGUACACUGAAUGCUAGUGUUGACCAGGUAAACCAGGCUGUCCAGGAAUUAACAUGCCGAGAAGAACUGCUUACUUUAAUUUUGUCUUUACUGCCUUUGGUUUGGAAGAUUCCUGUAAAUGAAGAAAAAGCAAAAGAUUUCAAUCUUCCUCUUUUGCCGGAAUUAUUUGUGACCAAAGAUGUAAACACAAAUCCGGAAACAUCUACAGAUGCUGUAGGAGCCUCUAAUUUAGAGAUUAUCAUUCCAUUAAAACACAACCCCCCACACCGCAAAACCAAGCGAUUAAGCAGAAAUACCCAACGUUAUCCUGGAAAGGAUUCCAGAAAAUCACAUUUGUCAUCAUCAUCUGAUUCAGAUACAAAUGUUGAUGAUAAAGUAUAUCUUACAAAUAAGCAGAGGCGAUCACAGCCAGUAACAUUAUACCAUAGCAAGGAGCAUGAACAACCUGGCAGUCUUGCACAGAAUGAAGUAGAAUCCAGAGUAAAUCUUGGCACAAUGGAUUUACAUGUCUCAAAAUUGAUAUGCCUUUCAGAGGACAAUGGCAAUGAGGUUUUAAAUGAUGUAGCUGCGUUGCGAAUUGUAAAUAAUAUGGAAAACUCACCUUUUGAUCUCUGUAAUGUCUUGCUUUCGUUGCUGGAGAAAGUUUGUAAAUUUGACAUAAUGCUGAACCAUAAUUCAUCACUUGCAACUUGCGUAAUUCCCAGAUUAACAGAGUUUCUGUCUAGCUUUGGCGAGUGUUGUACUACUGAGUGGGAGUCACUUUCAGCAGGAUGGACAGAUGAACCUGUGGCAUUAGUACAAAGAAUGUUGUUGCGUACAGUCAUGCACCUUCUCUCUGUGGACAUUGGUAGUACAGACGUUAUGCCUGACAACUUGAGAAAGAAUCUUAUUGAUUUGUUAAGGACCACUUUAAAAAUUAAAUCUUGUUUAGAAAUCAAGACAGACCCUUUUGUUCCAAGAAAAAAACAAACACUUCUGGAACUACAAGCAGAAUUUAAUUUUUCAAAAUAUCGACAUCAAGCUCUGUUGUUGCCAGAGCUUCUUGAAGGUGUUUUGCAGAUUAUUCUUUCGUGCCUUCAGUCUGCUGCACCAAACCCUUUUUAUUUCAGCCAAUCAAUAGAGCUUUUGCAUGAAUUUAUACAACACAAUGGAUUUGAAUUAGUUGAAAAGACAAUUCUUCAAAUGGAAUGGUUAUAUUCCAGAGAUGAAAAUAUUACAUCACAAGCUUCUUCUCACCUCUUGAGACUUAUUAACAGUGUAAUUCAAAUAAUUAGUAUAAUCAAAAAAGUGAAAUCUGAGCAGCUUCAUCAGUCCAUGUGUACAAAAAAAAGGCAUCGGAGGUGUGAGUUUUCACAUUAUAUGCAUCAUCAUAGGGAUCUUUCAGGUCUUCCUGUUUCAAUAUUCAAGAGCCAGGUGUUUACAAACCCUUUUGAGGAAAAUGCAAAUGGUGAGGUCCAUUAUUCUGAAAGAAGUUGUUGUAUUGCUGUGUGUGCGCACCAAUGCCUACGUCUACUUCAACAAGUUUCUUUGACUCAAACAUACAUACAGAUUCUUUCUGGUAUACGUAAUGUUGGAAUCUGCUGUUGUAUGGAUCCAAAGUCUGUUCUUGCUCCAUUACUUUAUGCAUAUAAAUUACCAGAGUUAAAAAACUUUCAGCAACAUAUAAUCUCUAUCCUCACAAACCUUGUAUUGGAUCAGCUGGGGGGUGGGGAAGUUCCACCUAAUGUAAAACAAGCAACAUGCAAUAUAUGCAUUGUGGAUUCUGAUCAGUUCGCUGACUUGCAAGACACAAUUCAGGGGCGGGGCUCUGAUUCUAGUUCACUGAGCAGUCCCUCCUACAAAUUUCAAGGUAUAUUGCCAAGUGGAGGAUCUGAAGACAUGAUAUGGAAAUGGGAUGCAUUGCAAGCUUACCAAGAUGUUGUAUUUGGCAAUGACUCACAGCUUACUUUGCAAAUCUCAACCCAUAUUUGCCAGUUAAUACAGAGUGGAAAUGGAAUUGUCCAGUCAAAACUAUAUUCUUUUAUCUUUAAUGGCAUCUUGCAAAGAGGGGUUGAGAUUGCUCAUCAUUCUCAGCAUUUGGGCGUCACUACACCAUGCAGUCAGGCAUGCAGCUACCACAGCAAAUGCUUGCCACAAGAAGUUCUCAAGAUUUAUUUACAAACUUUAUCUGAACUAUUAAAAUCCAGGGUAAUAAGAGAAAUAUUUUUAAAUUCCAAUGGAUUAAAUCAGAUCACUGAACUUAUUUAUUUAGACUCUGUAAGGUGUCUCUGUUUGAAAGUGUUUGAGACUGUUAUACUUCACCUUGGAGAACAACAUACUUCUUACUUGGCAUCUGAAGUAGAUACUGGCAACAGUGAUAAAGCUGACAUCAUUAUGGUGUCCCAGACAUAUGCUCAACAAUCAUAUUCAGAUGGAUCCCAAAGCCUAAGCAAAUUCUACGCUGGUCUGAAAGAAGCGUAUCCAAAGAAAAAGAGAGAUGAACAUCAGACCAUCAACAUAAUAAAUAUUUUUCUCUGUUUGGCAUUUUUGUGUGUGAGUAAAGAGGAUGACGCUGACCCUGAGCCCUUAAAUGAAUCUGAAGACACUUCUGGUUAUGACAGCACAGCAAGUGAACCAUUAAGGAAUAUCUUGCCAAUGCUGCCUGUUGAGAGCCUGGUCUUACCAAGUUCAGAACAUAUGCACAGAGCUGCAGAUAUUUGGUCUAUGUGCCAUUGUUUAUUUGUCUCAAGUUCAGAAUUCCAAAAACAGUUUUAUAAGCUUGGAGGCUUUGACAUAUGCCAUAGCUUAAUAAUAAUGAUAAUCCAAAAAAUGUCCAGUUUCAAGGAAGGAGAUAAAAAUCUGGCAACUUUUGGGCUUGAUAAUUGGGACAGAGCUGCAAAGGAGGUCUAUUCCAUGGACCUAUCCCAAGAAAGAGCAAAAUUACCCAGAGAUCUGCAGACUCCAAGUGCUUCAGUUUUAUCCAAUUUAAGCAAACCACCUGUAGUCGUUGAAGAGUGUGAGCAACAUAUUGUGCGACUUUUUGAAACUUUGUUAGCCAUGUGUCUUCAUAGUACAAGAACAAAUGAACUGAAAGGGGAAACAGAAGGACCAUCUCAGAAUAUAUCAGCUCAAAACAUCAUUAUUGGAAUACAAGAACAUUUUUUGAAAUCACAGAUACUUCAAACCAGUCUUGCACAACCUGUUUUCGAUUGUCUUCUUCAUGUUGCUGUGCAAAGUACAACAAAUACUGACCAUUUUGAAGAACAAGUGGAAAAGGCCCAUAAAACUGAUGAGGAGUCCUUCAUUCAGACAGUGGAGCUGCCCAAAGAACCCAAUGAACUGCAGAGCUUUUUUGCAGAAGAAGAUGGCUAUGAUGCUGAUAGUGAAAGUAAUCCAGAGGAAGCAUCUGAUGAUGAAAAGAUCAUGGAAUCAGGGGACCUAAACUGUUUUAUGGAGCAACGAGAUUUGAGCAGAAAUGGAGAUUUAUUAUAUCCGGAAAUCUGUGCAUUAGAGCUGAAUUUACUCUCUGGAGACCAUACAAACUUGAGCUUAUCAACCCAUGUUUUCAAAAAGUUUUUAAGUAUAAUGAAGUUAAAGAAGAAAAAUGGAAUGCUUCUAAUUCAGCAGGGGACAAUAAAAACCUUAUUGAUGGGAUUCCAACAUAUUUUGACAAACCGUGAUCCUGGUUUCCAAGAGUGUCAGAAAGUGCUUAUUGAUCUCUUGGUUGCAUUAAUGAGCCACAGAACUUGUGCAGAUGAGCUUGUACUGUUCCUUAGAUAUUUUCUGGAAAAAACAUCACCUUUUGAAUUAAUGCUGAAAGGAAUUCUGAACAUUAUAGAGGCCAACAACAGCAUGAUGCCAGUAAAGUACAUCAUGUUUCCACUGCAGCAGAAUCCAGUUACUGGGAGUAAUAUUUCACAGAAAUCCUCUGGGAAUGCCAGUAGUAAAAUGACAGGAUUUCUAAGAAGAUCUAAGUUUUUACAAAAUAAGGAUUCUUGUGGGGACGCUCAGAACACUGUGCUCUUCUCUUCUUGGCAUAUUGCACCUAUACAUUUGCCACUUGUCGGUCAAAACUGUUGGCCACACAUGUCAGAUGGAUUCAGUUUUACUCUGUGGUUUCAACUAGAAAGUAACUUAGAAGCUAAAAGUUUGGUUGACAGAGUUCAAAAGCCAAAGAAAAAGAAAGCAUUCCAUUCACAUGCAGAAAACACAGAAAGUGAGAAGGCAUUUGGAGCUGACUACCCUGUUAUUGACAAGUUUUUAGAUGAUGGAUGUUUACAUAUCCUUUCUUUGGGUUCAAAGGCCCUAAUGCUGCAAAUAUGGGCCAAUAUAAAUACUGGACGCUUAAUUUUUAGAGUGUGUGUGGAUCCAUGUGAGGAAGUAAAAAAUGGUCUACUAGCACAUGCUGAAACAGAAGAAAAUACCUUUCUUGUUGGAAAAUGGCAACAUUUGGCUUUGACAUACAAAGAGCAAUCCGAAAAUAAGAAGAAAACCAGCAGCCAAAUAGUUUUAUGGGUCUCUGGUCAAAGGAAACAAGAGAUUUCAGUGGAAUAUUCUCAGCCACGAAAAGCAAGUUUAUCAUCAGAUAGCAACAAAACCUACUGCAUGAUUGGCCAUUACACAUCGGCACAAGAAGAGAGUUUUCAUUUGGCAGGAAGAUUGUAUUUGGGGAAUUUGCUUCUUUUUAAUGGUGCAAGAAUCGGUGCAGCAGAAGCAUUCGAUUUAUACUGUCGAGGUCCAGAUUUUACCUCUUUAAUGCCUUGUAAAUAUGGUAAAACUGUUUUAGACUAUUCCAAGUAUAUAUCUAAAGAAAUUUUAAAGAAUGAAGAAUUAAAAGCCCUUCUAAUGAACAAUAAAGAAAUUGAUACUGGUCCUCUGAUUGAAAAUUUGGCUGUUGCCUACGAUGUUUGCAGUCCAUCUCAAUAUACCAUCUAUGAGCCAGUCAUUAGGAUGAAAGGAAGUAUAAAGACUGCACCUUCACAGAGGCCAUUUAGUACAAAAGAUGUUACUAGCAACAUAUUGGAUUCUCAAGCCUUAAAGAUGAUACAACCAUCCAUCCUAAAAAACAUUCAAAGCAUUUUACAUGAACUUGGAGGCAUCGGAUCAUUUGUCUUUCUCUUUGCAAGGAUGGUAGAAAUCAGCAGCUCAGAAGAGACCCAGUCCUUGGGAUUACGCAUACUUCUGACUUUAACAAAGUGCAACCAACAGAGAAUUCAAGAGAGUGAAAACUGUACCAUUUACUCAAUUAUACAUCAAGUGUUAAUAAGACCAAAAUGCAUUGUUGGGUUUCAUGUUUUAAAGACUCUCUUCGAGGGUUGUACUGGAGAUCAAAUGCUCAACGUGUGUGAGUCUGGACAAAUAAACCUCAAUGUAGAGUCCAUUGCUGUCAUACAAGAUGUCGGGUUAUUAGAACAUUUGCUGCUAGAUUGGAAGAUCUGGUCAAAGGCAGAGACAGGUGUUUGGAAAAACCUUUUGGCUGCAUUGGAGCUUCUUAUAAGAGAUAACCACCCACAUCAAAUGUUUAACAUACAACAGUUACUGAAAGGAAGAGUGGUGCAUCACUUCUUGCUUGCUUGUCAAGUUCUCCAGGAACACAGGGAAGGACAUCUUACCUGUAUACCACAAGAAGUUUGUUUGUCGUAUAUAAAAAUAAUCGAGGAAGUGCUUGGAUCACCUCCAGAUCUGGAAAUACUGAAGCUCAUAUUUAAUUUUCUUUUAGCUGUUCACCCAGCAACCAACACAUAUGUGUGUCACAAUCCAAGCAACUUCUUCUUUUCAUUACAUAUAGAUGGAAAGAUAUUUCAAGAAAAAGUUAAAACUAUUGUAUACCAAAGACACUUUAGCUGUGGUGGAAGAUCAAGUGUUAGUCCUGGCUUUCCAAAAAGGACUCCUUCAGACAUUUCAGAUACACUGCCCAAAGUCUGGGAUGGCUCAGUAUUUUCCUCACAGCAGCGGCCAUGUCUUUCAGUAGUUGGGAGGUCACGUUCUAGAAGCCUACCAACCUCCCUUACUACUUCACCUGUUCUGCCUCCGAAACGCUUAGGAGGAAGCCUGGGUAGAAGCACCACUGACAUGACAGAUGAUAUAGAGAAUUAUCCAGCAAACCAGAAAGGAACUGGUAGUGUUGCUGGGAGUUCAGAGACCCUAAGAAGGAGAGAAGAUCAAUAUAUUAGCAGCUGUGAGUCUGCAAAAACGGUCUGUGAAUCUGAAGUGCUUCCUGUUGAUGUCGCAAACAUAGAUUAUUCAAAAGAAGAUGGAGAAUUAUCAGUGCUACAGUUUACAGAAAAUAAAAAUGAUGAAACAGAUAAUAAAUCAAGCUAUGCUAGUAGCACAGAUGAAGUUUUGCAGCGUCCUGAUCACUUGAAAGGAAUUUAUACCUUCAAAAGAGGACAAAGCAAUAUUACAAGCCUAGGCCUAGGUUUUCCUUCUAGUGGGCCAUCAUCCACUCCAGGAUGGGCAAAUCUUUCUGAUAAAAAAGGUUCUGAUGAUUGGGAUAUGUUCCCGUUCUCUCCAUUUUGUGAUCCGGGGCAGAUUAAUACAGGCAAUGUGGAUGAAAGAUCCAUGGAUGAUUGCAUUACUCAUAUUUGUUGUGGCCUUUACGAUCUCCUUCGAGGUGUUCUUCUAACCAUGCCAGAUAUCAUGCUAGGAGAUGUUCUUGACCGUGUAAUACAACCUGAGAUCUUGAUAGUUUUGGUUAAUCAUCCAUCUCCCCUGAUACAACAAGGUGUUUUAAAACUUCUAGAUGCAUACUUUCACCGUGCAUCAAAAGAUCAAAAAGAAAAGUUCUUCAAAAAGCAUGGAUUUUCCUUAUUAGCCAAUCAAUUGUAUCUUCAUCAAGGAACUCAAGGAGUGAUUGAGUGUUUUUUGGAAAUGUUUUUUAGCCGACCCGUUGGAAUGGAUGAAGAAUUUGAUGUGGAAGACAUUAAAAACACAAAUAGUUUCCGGAAGUGGAGCAUGAUUCCUGUACUGGGGCUACUGGAGAAUUCUUUAUAUGAUAUUACAUUACUACAUAAUUCUUUCUGUCUUUUGCUUCAAAUUCUCAACUCUUGCCCAAAAGUUGCAGAUAUGCUAAUUGAUAAUUAUUUGUUAUAUGCAAUUUGUAAUACAUUAGCAGCUUUAGGAGGAAUUGAAACAAGUGUUCCUUUGGAUGAAUACCUUUUGCUUGCUUGUGAUAUACAGCAACUUUUGGUUGCUGUCACCAUACAUUCUUGCAGCUCCUCAGGCUCCCAGUACUUUCGCAUUGUUGAAGAUCUGAUUAUUUUACUUGGCUAUCUAUAUGAAAGCAAAAAUGAAAAAAUGCAAAGCAUGGCAAUUUCACUGCAGUUCAAAGUUUUGCAGUCUGCCAUAGAAUUUAUUAAAACAACAGCAAAUCAAGAUUCUCAAGGUCUUGCUAGUUCAUUCCACUUUUCCUACACGCCCCAUCAUGCAAUUUACCAAAAGAGGAAAAGUAUUGCUGGUUCAUUUGCAAUGAAAGAUUCCAUUAUUCCUCGCAUUCCAAGAAAGCACUUUUGCUCCUAUGGACAUCUUCCGAUGCCCCCAUCAUACUCUAUUUUAAGCCAAGAGUCACCCCUUCAUUCACCCAAUGGAUUCACAUCAUAUACAUUCCCUGAAGAAACAGGUGCUCAUAGGUUAUCUAUUGCACAGUCUGACCCAUUAUUAAUGAAAAUGCGCUCAGUGGCAAGCAACGAGUUAACCGUGAUGAUGCAGAGAAGAAUGAGUCAAGAAAACCCAAUAAGAGCUUCUGAAUCUGAAUUUGUGCAGAGACUUCAGAGGCUGACUGUUUUAGCUGUCAAUAGGUUAAUUUACCAAGAUAUCCCUCAGAACUACACUGCCGAUCUUUGUUCAUCCGAUACGCAGGACCAAAAGAGGUUUUCCGGAUCACAGUUUGAAUCUUCUGAAGAAGAACUGCAGUUGGAUCCUUUUCAAAUUAAACAUAAAUUCCAAAAUGAUUUGUUCAAAACCAUGAUUGAGGGAAUCACGCUUUCUUUGGGUUCUAGUCGAAGCAGUUCUCCCAAACAUCAGUGGAAAACAAUACUCUGGUCCUGUAAGGACACUUUUCGAGUACAACUUGGAAGACUUCUAGUACACCUUUUAUCCCCAUCUCAGCCACUUGAAGUUCGAAAACAAGCACUUGAUAUAGUCCAAGAACCUAAACACCAAGAAAUUCUAAGAGACUGUUUAAGUCCAGGUCUACAACAUGGACCCAAGCUAGCUCUAUAUUUGUAUGAAUUAAUGCAUGAUCACAAGGAGGAAUUAACAAAAGAAGAACAGGUGGCAGGAGGACUUUUCAUAAAUGCUUUAAAAUUGACUGGCUACAGAUGUAUUCCUCCUAGUGCUCCUCCAAAACCGGAUUUAAUUAAAGCAAUUAGAGAGGAGCAAAAAAAAUAUGAGAAUGAAGAAAAUGAAAACCGAGUUGCCUGGAGGAAAACUAUUUCUAAUAAUCAACAAAAACUCUUCCAGCGUCUAGAUGCUAGAUCAAAGGACCUUUCCAAAAUUGCAGGAGACAUAACACAAAGUGUGUCAUUAUCUCAGGGCAUGGAAAGGAAGAAGGUUAUUCAGCACAUCAGAAGCAUGUACAAAGUAGAUUUAAGUGCAAGUCGUCAUUGGCAAGAACUUGUUCAGCAACUGACUCAUGACAGGGCUGUUUGGUAUGAUCCAGAGUCCUACCCAACCUCUUGGCAACUGGACCCAACCGAGGGUCCAAAUAGAGAGAGAAGACGUUUACAAAGGUGCUAUUUAACCAUUCCAAAUAAAUAUCUUCUCAGAGACAGGCAAAAAUCAGAAGAAACUGUAAAGCCCCCACUUUCAUACCUUUUUGAAGACAAAAAACAUUCCUCAUUUUCAUCUACUGUAAAAGAUAAGGCAGCGAGUGAACGUAUACGGGUUACACAAAGAUGUAUCAAUGUGGCACCAUCCAGAGAAACCUUUGGAGAACUUUUAUUAGGUAACUCAGGGAUGUAUUUUGUUGAAGAUAACGCAGGUGAUACAGUAGAAUCUACCUCUCUGCACGGUGAAACAGAAGCAGCAUCGUUUGCUUGGACGUAUGAAGAAAUCAAGGAGGUCCACAAGCGCUGGUGGCAGUUAAGAGAUAAUGCAGUAGAAAUAUUUUUAACAAAUGGAAGAACCCUGCUUCUGGCUUUCGACAACACAAAGCUACGUGAUGAUAUUUACCACAAUAUCCUUAAUAAUAAUCUUCCAAAUCUUCUGGAGUAUGGAAAUAUCACGGCUCUAACACAUCUGUGGUGUACUGGGCAGAUCACGAACUUUGAGUACCUUACUCAUCUAAACAAGCAUGCUGGGAGGUCUUUCAGUGAUUUAAUGCAAUACCCAGUGUUUCCCUUCAUUCUCAGUGAUUACUCUAAUGAAACCCUUGAUCUGAGUGAUUCAGCAAUUUACAGAAAUCUUGUUAAACCUAUUGCGGUUCAGUCAAAAGAGAAGGAGGAUCGUUAUAUAGACAAUUACAAGUAUUUAGAGGAUGAGUACUGCAAAGGAGACAGAGAAGAUGAUCCAAUGCCUCCUGUACAGCCAUAUCACUAUGGGUCCCAUUACUCAAACAGUGGGACUGUACUUCAUUUCUUAGUCAGAAUGCCUCCUUUCACCAAAAUGUUUUUAGCAUACCAAGAUCAAAGUUUUGAUAUUCCUGAUAGAACAUUCCAUUCCAUGAAUACAACAUGGAGGUUGUCAUCCUAUGAAUCAAUGACUGAUGUAAAAGAGCUCAUUCCAGAAUUUUUCUAUUUACCAGAGUUUUUGGUAAACAGAGAGGGCUUUGACUUUGGUGUGCGUCAAAAUGGUGAACGUGUAAAUCAUGUCAAUCUACCACCCUGGGCUCGAAACGAUCCCCGGCUUUUUAUCCUUAUUCAUCGUCAGGCUUUGGAGUCAGAUAAUGUAUCUCAAACAAUAUGUCAUUGGAUUGAUCUGGUUUUUGGCUAUAAGCAGAAGGGCCGUGCAGCAGUGCAAGCUAUAAAUGUGUUCCAUCCAGCAACCUACUUUGGAAUGGAUGUUUCUGCAGUUGAAGACCCUGUUCAAAGAAGAGCCUUAGAGACAAUGAUAAAAACAUAUGGACAAACUCCACGCCAAAUUUUUCAUUCUGCACAUGUGAGCAGGCCAGGUUCCAGACUUCUGAUGGAAGGCGAACUUCCUGCUGCUAUGGGACUUCUAGUACAGCUUGCAUUCAGAGACAACAGAGACACCAAUAAGGAUGUUGGUCAUCCAAGUCCAUUGCCAUGGAUUAAAGGGCUAAAAUGGGGAGAAUAUGUUGGGUCGCCUAGUGCUCCAGAUCCCAGUGUUUGCUUCAGCCAACCUCAUGGAGAAAGGUUUGGAUCCUUACAAGCAUUACCCACCAGGGCUAUAUGUGGCUUGUCAGGGAAAUUCUGCUUAAUGAUGAUCUACAGUAAGGAGCAGGGUGUUCGAAGCAUGCACAGUACAGAUAUUCAGUGGUCUGCAAUCCUUAGCUGGGGGUAUGCUGAUAACAUUUUGAGACUGAAAAGCAAACAGAGUGAACCUCCAGUAAACUUCAUACAAUGUUCAGAGUUGCAUCAGGUCACAAGCUGUGCAUGGGUGCCAGACAGUUGUCAGCUCUUCACAGGAAGCAAAUGUGGUGUCAUCACAGCAUAUUUAAAUCGUUUCACUAACAGCACGCCUUUGGAAAUUGAAGUAGAAUCACAAGCCCACUUGUAUGGACAUACUGCAGAAAUAACCAGUCUCUUUGUUUGCAAACCCUACAGUAUAUUGAUUAGUGUAAGCAAAGAUGGAACAUGCAUUAUAUGGGACUUGAACAGGUUAUGCUACGUACAAAGCCUUACAGGCCACAAAAGUCCAGUCACAGCAGUCUCUGCAAGUGAAACAACAGGUGAUAUUGCCACAGUUUGUGAUUCAGUUGGCGGUGGCAGUGAUCUGAGACUAUGGACAGUAAACGGUGACCUUAUUGGACAUGUCCAUUGUAGAGAAAUCAUUUGCUCUGUGGCUUUUUCUAAUCAACCCGAGGGAGUAUCUGUCAACGUCAUUGCUGGGGGCCUGGAAAACGGGAUUGUACGGUUGUGGAGUACCUGGGACUUAAAACCAGUUCGAGAAAUUACUUUCCCAAAGUCUAAUAAACAAAUUGUCAGCCUUACAUUUUCCUGUGAUGGUCACCAUUUAUAUACAGCCAACAGUGAAGGAACAGUGAUCGCUUGGUGUCGCAAGGACCAACAACGUCUAAAAUUGCCUAUGUUCUAUUCAUUCCUUAGCAACUAUGCAGCUGGCUGAUCCAUCAAUGCACAGUCUGUGUUGCAGUUGUUAAUUUAUAGCUUUUAUCAUGGUAGCAUUCAAAAGGUAUUCAUAAAUGAAAUGUAAUUUAUUAAGAUAAAAUGACCAAAAGUGUGAGUCUGAUUUCACACAUAUUGCUGGAUAUUAUAGUCUACUCCUAAAUAUACACAACUCGGAAAAGUAAAGACAUGUCAUUUAUUUCUAAUUUGGUUUUAAAAAAAUUAGACGGGUUUAUAAAAUACUAUGCAUAAAUAUAUAUAUAUAUAUAUAUAUAUAU